AUGUAUAGCGAGUUUCUCAUCACCCUAGCCUUUUGUUGGGUUACUCCUGCCCUUGCUUCCCCUAUCCUUGAGCAACGGGCCCUUGACCCAACUACUGUUCUGAACCAUGCCAUUUCAACUACCCUUCAGCAACGGGCCGUUGACCCAACUACUGUUCUGAAACAGGCCAUUCCAACUACCCUUCAGCAACGGGCCGUUGAGCCAACUACUGUUCUGAAACAGGACAUUAAUCCAACUACCCUUCAGCAACGGGACAUUGCUUCAAGUACUGGAGCGCCUGGCUCUACUCCAACCAACCGUGCUUUGCGCUCAGAAGCGAGUGCUCUCUAA
Ophidiomyces ophidiicola is the source of this 330-nucleotide messenger RNA. RefSeq lists its product as uncharacterized. NCBI's taxonomy places the organism in Eukaryota, Fungi, Ascomycota, Eurotiomycetes, Onygenales, Onygenaceae. The record is from RefSeq and is a predicted model, not a curated record. Bases 1 to 330 code for a protein of 109 amino acids. The transcript has a single exon.